Messenger RNA from Macrobrachium nipponense, 1548 nucleotides. RefSeq names its product transcription initiation factor TFIID subunit 1-like. The transcript has a single exon. The record is from RefSeq and is a predicted model, not a curated record. Lineage: Eukaryota; Metazoa; Arthropoda; Malacostraca; Decapoda; Palaemonidae. Bases 1 to 1548 code for a protein of 515 amino acids.
AUGCCAAGUUUUGAGGAUGCAAUUAAUCAGCUGAAAACUACCUUGAAAAACAGUCAGGCUCACUCAGCAUUCCAAAAUAACCAGUCACAGGAUAAUCUGGAUAUAUAUAGCAAACCGAAACUCAACAAUAAAAGUACUGUGCCAAUUACAGAUUUUAAUAACAUUCCUCAGUUUGCUGAACCUGAAACGGCUGAGCUGAUUACGAUAGAUCCAAGUCAGUCGUUCGUAAGUUUUAACAUUAUAAAUCCGCCAUCAUAUUACAUUACAACUCAUUCAGUUACAAACGCAAGUAGUAGGUUAACAUUUUCAGAACCUGAGUACGAUAGGUAUUAUCUUAACACUGACACUCUUAAGAAGCCUAGUGAUCUUCAAGCUCAUAGUAAUGCCAAAGUUUCUAACACUAGCCAUUCACAUAGUAAACAUUCUAGUUCCUCAAAGUCCCAUUCCAGUUCCAAACACUCCAGUAAGGACAGAGAGAGUAAAUCUUCAAGCCAUUCCCACUCUAAUUCCAAGUCACACUCCGGCAGCCACUCCCACGGGGAAUCUAAAUCUUCUACCACAGCACAUUCUGAUUCAAGUACUAAACACUCAAAAUCCUCGAACAAGGAACACUCUGAGCCUAGUUCUAAGCACUCUAAGUCCGAGGGUCAUUCAAGUUCUAAAUCUUCAAAUAAGGAACAUAAGGAGCAUAAGGAACAUAAGGAGCAUAAGGAACAUAAGGAACAUAAGGAACAUAAGGAAUAUAAGGAACAUAAGGAACACUCUGAAUCUGGCACUAAGCAUUCAAAGUCUGAUGGCCAUUCGAGCCACAAAUCUUCGAGUUCUCACUCUCAUGGCUCCAAGUCUUCUAAAUCAAAAUCAGGCCACCACCGCUCCCACAGCAGCGGUAAAAGUCACUCCCAUGGCCACUCGCACAGCUCAAAACACCAUCACUCUAAGUCAGACCCGAGUCACAGUCACUCUCAUGAGAGUGCCAGUCAUACUCAGACCCUGCCAAACCCUAAGACCAGUCAGUCCAAGACUAGCCCCGGGUCUAGCAAGUCUCUUAACAUCCCAGUGACCGCGCAGCCACCAACUAGUCCAAGCAAUACAUUACCCAAAACUAGCUCUAGCUCACAACAUUCCUUGCACACGCCAAAAUCUGUCCAGCCAAAAACGAGUCCGAAUGCAAGCAGGUCCCCGUCUAGUUAUAGCACAGGCCAACCAGAGGCGAGCACGAGUGCUACACCGGCGCUCCCCCCUCCCCCAUCCCCCAGCGACGUCCCAAACGUUCGGGCCCUCAUCAAUUUCUACGAAAACAGUCUCUACUCCUUAGCUUCCAUGAACACUCCUAUCUCCCUCACCGCUCGCAACGCUCCCAGCUCCCAGUUCCCACCGAGUCGCAACGAUGAAGAAGACCAAGAUGAACGGUAUUCUCGUCCUCACUCAUCAAGCAACUCGCGAAGGAGGGCGAACGACGCCCCUCGACCCAUAGUUCCCUUAAACGCCCACCCUCAUCCAUUGGCCGCCCUCAAUACGCCCACUAGUCAUCCACGCCGGGCCCAUUAG